This is a messenger RNA of Osmerus eperlanus (European smelt), 653 nucleotides long. RefSeq lists its product as uncharacterized. The coding region runs from base 31 to 333 and encodes 100 amino acids. Gene Ontology annotation, cellular component: EKC/KEOPS complex. The transcript is spliced from 2 exons. The record is from RefSeq and is a predicted model, not a curated record. Lineage: Eukaryota; Metazoa; Chordata; Actinopteri; Osmeriformes; Osmeridae.
UGAAAGUUCAUAGUUUGCAGCAUAACAAAUAUGGAGCUACGGGGGGAGCUCAAAUAUAGAGACGGAAGAAAGAAAGAAUUAUUAAUAAAAACAGAAAAUAGUUUACCCUCAUUGAUAGUGGGGAUAAAGAAAUUGAACGCCGAGGUAUCGGUGCUUCUUACCGAGCUAGUUGUGCAAGAAAAACUUAACGGGGGCAGUGACGACCAGGGAGAUUUUGAAGCUGAUGAUGAUGGAGAGAAUGACAGUGACGACGAGGAGGAAGACACAAAAAUUGUGAUCAAGGCUCCUGUGUCAGAACCUCCAGCAAAACGAUCUAAAAGCCUGAGAACAUAAGGGCUCAAGGGCCACAAUGGCGCCUGGUCCACUACAACAAAACUGUGGGAUUUAUACUUUGUCAUAACUCAUGUAUCAGGCAAAUAAUCUUCACCUCACAAAACGAGUGUAAUUUAGGUUUAUUUCUUGUUGACAGAUCAGAAAGUUGUUCUAGUGUUUGCCUUCUUGUAAAAAUGACUAUGAAUGACAUUUUCCAAAACAUUGUUUUUUUCUUCUAAUCCCAGGCCUUUUUUGUUUUUGUGUAACACCGUGCACUUACAAAAGAAAUACAAUCAGAAGCUCAAACAUACUCUUUCGAGAAAACAAACAUUAAGACAAGC